Messenger RNA from Amphibalanus amphitrite, 1951 nucleotides. RefSeq lists its product as uncharacterized. Lineage: Eukaryota; Metazoa; Arthropoda; Thecostraca; Balanomorpha; Balanidae. The record is from RefSeq and is a predicted model, not a curated record. The transcript is spliced from 5 exons. Gene Ontology annotation, biological process: negative regulation of G2/M transition of mitotic cell cycle. The coding region runs from base 321 to 1283 and encodes 320 amino acids.
AUAUCCUACCGCUGUCAUUGCUGCCGACGGUCAAAUUGAACACGAAAUGGUGGGUGGUCAACGGACAAAAAGAAGAGCGGCAAAUGCGCCGAGAACGACACAGAAUCAAAAUGAAAACGUGUCGGAAAAGUCCAAAAAGCAGAAAAUUCAAAAAGUUGUGGUUUCUUGUGCCAAGAAGGAUCCAGAAAAACUGAGUACAGGUAUUUUCAACGACACUGAUGAUACUGAUCAUCAGACAGUUCUCCAGUUCAGCGCAGCAAUCAGCAUACUCAAUAAAUAAAUAGAGGUUACUCCUUAUCUAAGCUCCUCAUAGAAAUCCAAUGCGUCCUGAUAAAAAAGGCAAUAGAAGACGUGAUGAGAGGAGGAAUGGACCCAAAACGGCACCGCCAAAGCCUGCAGGGUCUCAGAAGCCUUCAGGGCACGUCCAGAAGACCCCUGCGGUGGCACAGCCGACUCCCUCCGUAGCGCCGCAGACCCCGGCGGCUGCGCCGCUUCCGCCCACGGACAGUCAGGGUCCGCGCGUGCUGGAGCCGGCCGCGCCGCCGCCGUCGGACACCGCGCGCUACCGGCGCCGCGAGAUCCACAGCAACUGGCACCGCUACGAGGAGGAGCCGGACGCGGAGACGACGACGCUGCCCGACGAGGAUUUUCUGCGCGGCGACACCUUCGAGGAGCUGCUGGCCGCCUCCACCGGGGACGCCGGCCACUUUCAGCUGCGCAGCGAGCGCUCGUGGCUGGAGUCGGGCGCUGGCGGCGGCGCCCGCAGCAGCCUGCUGACGCUGGAGGCGUACCGGCCGGCAGCGGCGCUCAGCUGCCUGCCUCUGCCACGGCGACUCGGAGUGGACGAGCGCCACUUCACGGAGGAAGAACUCCACCAGUUCACCCUCGAUGCCGACACGUGUCAGUCAAGUGCGGCUGCCUCGCGCCCCGCUGAGCGCGCCGCCACCCCUGCCGGGGAACUGAGGCCCGCCACCGAGCGGCCGACGGCGGCGGCGGAGCGGCCAUCGACCGUCAACGGGGCGGUCACAGAGGUGGCGACACCUGCACAGGCGGCGCCGUCGUUGGCCGUGGCGCCCGCAGCAGAGCCGGCUGCGCCACCUGUGGAGGCGCCCGAGCCCCCGGCAGAGGCAACUCCACCUGCCGAGAAGACAGUGCCGCCCUCCAACCGGCCGGGUGGAGAUGUUGCGCCGUUGCUGGCGACAGAGAGCGUCAAAGGACCGGCCCCGGCGCCGGCUCUGCUGCAGGACGACUGGUUAGAUUCGGUGCUCUCGGACGAGGACUGAGACCGGGAGCCUACAGACACAGAAGCCGUGAACCUGCAGGGACUGAGGACCGAGAGGCCGUGAGUUCUCUCCGUCCUCAGUGAUCGUCCUCUGUGGCCUUCUGAGGACGGCCCCUCCGUGAGAGGCCACCCAGUCGACUGAGGAGUCAAGGUCUGACAGUCCAGAGCACGGGUCCCGCUGAGACCACGCCAUGUAAGCGAAGACUGCGGAUCUGGUUGUGUCUAACCGCCGCUCUGUGGACGGCCUACCUACCUUCACUAUCCGCCUCGACCUACCCGCCCACUAGAGUUGUAGCGACAUAUACCGUUCUCCUUCCUUAUCUGCCUCUCGGAUUCCCAGCUUCCUAAACGGACUGUGACUGUCCAGUCUUCAGUGUAUCCCAUGCAGUGUGACGUAUUCGUUAAUACCCAUCAACGCUUCAGUGCGAGAACUAAGCACUAGCCGUACGCAUACUGCGUGUAUCCAUGUGCGUGUGGAUGUCGUGUGCUGUGUUUGCUGAUGUGUGCGGAUUAGGUGCGGUCCCCCGUCACUGCAGGGCGACUUUGAAUCUCUGUUGGACGGGUUUGGUGCAUGAAGGGAAACGUGAUCGGACCGACGCACUUGAACUGGUUUGUUACGGACUGCUGUCGUUGUUAUGUGACAAUAUAUAACCGGCUGUGAGUACACAU